Molecule: messenger RNA, 349 nt
Organism: Staurois parvus
Lineage: Eukaryota; Metazoa; Chordata; Amphibia; Anura; Ranidae
Source: the annotation of a GenBank genome assembly
GGCUGCCAGCUCCCAAUUUUUGUGCAAACCAAAAACUGGCUCCGCUGUUUGCCAGCACAUGGCUCAAACAUAUCUGGAAAAUAUGGGGACUCCAAUAUAAGGUGCAAGUUCAUUGAGGAACGAGAAGAAAUAGUGCACCUUCAAAAGCAGCAUAGAGGAACGGGAUGGUCAAGUUGCUGUGCUGCUUCCAAACCACCUCUGGCAUGCCAGGGUGUUUAUGCAGGUCCUUGAUGCCAGUUCUUGCAUGGUGCCACAAAAUAUCCACUGGCCACAAAUGAAGGUGAGUGGAGGCCAUGAAGGUGGCUUUCUCCCAGCUUGAACCGCAAGCAGUACCACUCCUGUAAAAUGA